AUGGCCGCAGCUAAGGAAAAGGCGUCGGUAUGCUGCAGCCGCGAUGCGCCUGCGCGUGUCGCUGGCGCCCCUGUCAUCCCCAUGCGCGCGAUCGCAGCAUCCCCGGUCGGCAAGGUCGUCGCCUUCGCCGCGGGAGGCGGUGAGCGCGUGGCGGCAUCGGCCGCAGGCGCAAGCGGCGCCGUGAUCGAGGAGAUCGCCGCGGUCCAGCCCACCACAGCGAAGGCCUCCUCCAAAGGGAUACCAAUAAUGACAAGAGCCCAGAGGUGCCACCCUUUAGAUCCAUUAUCUGCUGCUGAAAUUGCAGUUGCUGUAGCAACUGUAAGAGCUGCUGGAAGAUCUCCUGAGGAAAGAGACAGCAUGCGCUUUGUUGAAGCUGUGCUGUUGGAGCCAGAAAAGAAUGUUGUGGCAUUAGCCGAUGCCUACUUCUUUCCACCUUUCCAGCCAUCACUGCUCCCUAGAAGCAAAGGUUCUGCUGUUAUUCCAAGCAGGUUACCUCCUAGGAGGGCCAGACUUGUUGUCUACAAUAAACAAUCAAAUGAGACUAGCAUUUGGAUAGUGGAACUAUCUGAAGUGCAUGCAGCUACUAGGGGUGGACAUCACAGAGGGAAAGUGAUAUCAUCUGAAGUUGUUCCAGAUGUUCAACCUGCAAUGGAUGCUAUGGAGUAUGCUGAAUGUGAGGCUACAGUCAAAAGUUACCCUCCAUUUAUUGAAGCUAUGAAGAGAAGAGGUGUGGAUGACAUGGAUCUUGUUAUGGUGGAUGCUUGGUGUGCUGGCUACUACAACGAAGCUGAUGCUCCCAGUCGCAGACUUGGCAAGCCUCUGAUAUUUUGCAGAACUGAGAGUGAUAGCCCCAUGGAGAAUGGGUAUGCUCGUCCUGUCGAAGGAAUCUAUGUUGUUGUUGAUAUGCAGAAUAAUGCUGUGAUAGAGUUUGAAGAUAGGAAGUUGGUUCCUCUACCCCCUCCAGAUCAUUUGAGAAACUAUACUCCUGGGGAAACAAGAGGUGGUGUUGAUCGAAGUGAUGUAAAACCACUUAUCAUCAAUCAGCCUGAGGGUCCAAGUUUCCGCAUUAAUGGCUAUUUUGUGGAAUGGCAGAAGUGGAACUUCCGUAUUGGCUUCACCCCCAAAGAGGGUUUGGUUAUCUAUUCUGUUGCUUACGUUGAUGGUAGCCGUGGACGUAGACCUAUAGCACAUAGGUUGAGCUUUGUUGAGAUGGUUGUUCCUUAUGGAGAUCCAAAUGAACCACAUUAUCGCAAGAAUGCAUUUGAUGCUGGAGAAGAUGGACUUGGAAAAAAUGCUCAUUCUCUUAAGAAGGGAUGUGAUUGCUUGGGCUACAUAAAAUAUUUUGAUGCACAUUUCACAAACUUCACUGGUGGUGUGGAGACAAUUGAGAACUGUGUUUGUUUGCAUGAGGAGGAUCAUGGGAUCCUUUGGAAACACCAAGACUGGAGAACUGGUUUAGCAGAAGUAAGGCGAUCAAGGAGGCUCACUGUUUCAUUUAUCUGUACAGUUGCAAACUACGAGUAUGGUUUUUACUGGCACUUCUAUCAGGAUGGAAAAAUAGAAGCAGAAGUAAAGCUUACUGGAAUUCUCAGCUUAGGGGCCCUGAUGCCUGGGGAAUCAAGGAAAUAUGGCACAACUAUUGCCCCUGGUCUGUAUGCACCAGUUCAUCAGCAUUUCUUUGUUGCCCGUAUCGACAUGGCUGUUGAUUGCAAGCCUAAUGAGGCUCAUAACCAGGUGGUUGAGGUUAAUGUUAAAGUGGAAAGUGCAGGCACACAUAAUGUGCAUAAUAACGCUUUCUAUGCUGAAGAGAAGUUGCUGAAGUCUGAGUUGCAAGCAAUGCGUGAUUGCGACCCUUCAUCUGCACGCCACUGGAUUGUACGCAACACACGAACUGUAAAUCGGACCGGGCAGCCAACUGGUUACAGGCUCGUACCUGGUUCGAACUGCCUGCCUUUGGCUCUGCCUGAGGCGAAAUUCCUGAGGAGGGCUGGGUUCUUGAAGCACAAUCUCUGGGUCACUCAAUACAAGAGUGACGAGAUGUUCCCUGGAGGGGAGUUUCCCAACCAGAAUCCUCGCAUCCACGAGGGUCUGCCAACAUGGGUCAAGAAGGAUAGGCCUCUGGAGGAAACCGAUAUUGUUCUCUGGUAUGUGUUUGGGCUCACCCAUAUCCCAAGGCUGGAAGAUUGGCCAGUCAUGCCGGUGGAGCGCAUAGGCUUCAUGCUCGUGGUAUCAGCUUUUGAGCUUUUCAGCGUUUCUGUCAUAGGCAGUGAACCAAAGGAUCCCUUUGUUGCUUUCACAUAG
Miscanthus lutarioriparius is the source of this 2301-nucleotide messenger RNA. The record is from the annotation of a GenBank genome assembly. Lineage: Eukaryota; Viridiplantae; Streptophyta; Magnoliopsida; Poales; Poaceae.